GAGGAAGAGAAUGGAAGGAAGGAUGAUCAACCGUGAUGCCCGUACUUCUCAAACUUGGUGCUGGGAGUCUGCUUAAAAAUAAGGAGGAGGAAGGAAAAGAAAAGGAGGAGGAAAAAAAAAAACCAAACCAGAAAGGAAAGGGGGGAAAAAAAGAUAGCUGGACAUGCCUCUCGCCCUCCGAGAUGAAGCAAAGUAGACAUUGUGCGUCCCGUCAGCCGUUGCCAAAAGCCGAAAGCGUCCGAAUUUGUAGCAACAGAGAGCUCUUUUUGAGCCCUGCAUAUAAUUAAGUCAAACACAAAGGAAGCUACUGAAUGGAGCUUGUCAAUCUCUGGAACAGGGUGGGUAAGACACUUUUUAAUUUCAUUCUCUCGUGGAGAGGGGUGUUUUUCACCCCCCAUAAUUGUUCUCGUCUUUGCGGCGGGGUCUAAAAAAAUGGACAAAUUCUCGUGUACCUUUUUGAAUGCUUCUGAACUUUAAAGGCUGUCCUACAGAGUCCUGCAUGCUGCAUUUAUGUGCCCCCCCAAACCCCCAACGACAAGUCCAAGAUUUGGCCCGAUGACUCUCUUUAUUUCUGCCUGUGCCCGUCCCCUUGCCCUUUUGCUGACAUAUGGUGUGAUGUAGAAUUUAUACGGAGAAAGGCAAGUGACCAAGUCAAAGAUUCAAUGGACUUUCUCAAGCACAUUGGGGAAUAUUCUCGCUAAUGGAUUUCCUUCUCAUUGGGGUCUGUUUAAACUGGCUGCUGAAAAAGCCCCCAGGGUUGAUCCUGUGUAGCCUGGGUGUUUUUUUAAAAAUGCUUCCAGCCGUGCACACUGGGUGUCCGCAGCUUUGCCGGUGCGAGGGCAGGCUCCUCUACUGCGAGUCGCUGAAUCUCACCGAGAUGCCGCACAACCUGUCGAGCGUGAUGGGUUUGUCAUUGCGGUACAACAGCCUCUCGGAGCUGCGUGACGGACAGUUCACCGGGUUAACGCAACUCACGUGGCUGUUUCUGGAUCACAAUCACCUUUACUCCGUCGAGGCGCAUGCCUUUCAAAAGCUCCGGCGGGUGAAAGAGCUCACGCUGAGUUCCAACAAGAUCACCCAACUGUCCAACAGCACUUUCCGGCCGAUGCCAAACCUACGCAGCGUGGAUUUAUCCUACAACAAUCUGCAGGCUUUGGAGCCGGACCUGUUCCACGGCUUGCGCAAGCUCACCACGUUGCACAUGCGGUCCAAUGCCCUUAAGUUUGUGCCUGUCCGGAUCUUCCAGGACUGCCGCAGCCUCAAGUUUCUCGACAUAGGAUACAAUCAGUUGAAGAGCCUGGCUCGCAACUCUUUUGCGGGCUUGUUCAAACUCACCGAGUUGCACCUGGAGCACAACGACUUGGUGAAAGUCAACCUGGCCCACUUCCCCAGGUUGCUCUCUUUGCACUCCCUCUGUCUCCGGAGGAAUAAGGUCACGCUUGUGGUGAACUCCUUGGACUGGGUGUGGAAGUUGGAGAAAAUGGACCUCUCCGGCAACGAGAUCGACUACAUUGAACCUCACGUUUUCGAAAGUGUACCUCACCUCCAGUCCCUUCAACUGGACUCCAACCGGCUCACCUACAUCCACCCCAGGAUCCUCAACUCCUGGAAGUCUCUUGUUAGCAUCAGCCUCUCGGCCAACGCCUGGGAUUGCGGCCGGAACAUCUGCGCGUUGGCCACUUGGCUCAGCACUUUUAAAGGCCGCUACGACAACAACUUGCUCUGUGCCACCCCUGAGUAUGCACAGGGCGAGGACGUCUUGGAUGCUGUCUAUGCUUUUCACUUGUGCGAAGACGCCACGGACCUCACCACCGAUGGGGACCUCCUCUCGGCUGGGGUCAACCACAGUGACCCGACGGCCGGCUAUAACCCUUCGACUCUGAACUCUGACCUGCAGGAGGCCGAAGGGGAUGGAAUCACCGACGUCAUGACCCCCACCGUCCCCAACGAGAAGACUGAGAACGCCGUUCAGAUCCACAAGGUGGUGACGGGGACCAUGGCCCUCAUCUUCUCCUUCCUUAUUGUGGUUUUGAUACUGUAUGUCUCCUGGAAAUGCUUCCCGGUCAGCCUCAGGCAGCUGAGGCAGUGUUUUGUGACCCAGCGUCGGAAGCAGAAACAAAAACAGACUAUGCAUCAAAUGGCUGCCAUGUCAGCCCAGGAAUAUUACGUUGAUUAUAAACCCAAUCACCUCGAAGGAGCUCUGGUGAUCAUAAAUGAAUAUGGAUCCUGUACGUGCCACCAGCAGCCAGCCAGGGAAUGCGAGGUGUGAUUUUAAUUCUGCUUUUGUUAUGUUGUUUUUUUUUCCAGUGGGGGAAAAUUUCACUCGGUGUGUGCUACCAAAUAGCAGUGAGCAAAUUAUUAUUAUUAUUAAAAAGAAAAAGACAAUUCAAUAAGGGUUGACUUGGCUUACCGGGGCCUUUGUGUGCCGAAAAUGUUUUGGUUUUGUUUCUGUUUUUUUUUUUGAAAGGAGCUGUCCCAAAAGACAGGAUGUUAGCUUUAUUGUGGCUAAACCCCUUCACGACGUUCAACUUUCUGACAUGAGUUAUUUCCUAUAAUAGCUCUCUGUGGGGAAAAAAAAAUAAUAAUCUGCCGAUAACCAGAAAAAAGAAAGUGUAAAAACAAAAAAAAGUAACGAU
Thamnophis sirtalis is the source of this 2636-nucleotide messenger RNA. RefSeq names its product leucine rich repeat transmembrane neuronal 1 (gene LRRTM1). The record is from RefSeq and is a predicted model, not a curated record. Gene Ontology annotation, molecular function: protein binding. NCBI's taxonomy places the organism in Eukaryota, Metazoa, Chordata, Lepidosauria, Squamata, Natricidae.